This is a messenger RNA of Colletotrichum paranaense, 318 nucleotides long. RefSeq lists its product as uncharacterized. The record is from RefSeq and is a predicted model, not a curated record. The transcript is spliced from 2 exons. NCBI's taxonomy places the organism in Eukaryota, Fungi, Ascomycota, Sordariomycetes, Glomerellales, Glomerellaceae. Bases 1 to 318 code for a protein of 105 amino acids.
AUGCGAAUUACCAGCCGCAUACACACAUUUUCCAGGUCAAUCAUUUUUCUGGGAAGUUCUUACAUCGUAUCAAAACUUGUCAUUUCUCAACGCGAGAUACCAACUCACCUCAUUACGUUGAAUGGUGAUGAUGAAUCCAUUGAUGGGGCCCCUAUGUCUCGGGACAUCUCUGCCAGAGAUAUCGACCCUGCAAAGCUUACCUCCUUACUACGAGACAGGUAUGGAAGCGGGUCAUACAAUGUUCACAACUCAUUGGGGCCAGUUGAUGCACAAUAUGUACAUGAUACGAGCUCCGCGACGACGUUCGGUAGUGAGUAG